AUGUGCAGUAAUCGAACGAGAAAGAUAUUACAGCUUCUGCAGCCGAUUCCAGAUGAGUCGCUAACCACAGACGAGCAGUUAAAUUCACAAACUUUAAGACUGGUUUCAAUUGAAACAGUAAUUAGAGAAGAGCGCUGUUCGUCACCUUUAACAAAAGAACAGCUGCAAUUUUUUGAAAACCAUGCAAAUGAAGAAAACUUCCAAUAUUGCUUGAGAGAACUAUCACGAGAGUCGCCAGUAAGCAUGUUAAGCCGAGAAGAUAGUCCUUCUGUUUUGCACUCCCGAGAAAGUAGCCAUUCUCUUUUGAAUUCACAAGAAAAUGACCCGUACGAGACAGAUGCAGACUCAAGUAGCAACUGGUCACCCUCCCCGCGCGUCCGAAAAAAUCCUCGAUUGACUGUUAUAAGUUCAACAUCAGAUUCGUCUGAAUCUAAUGUCGAUGAAAACGUAAACAACAAGAGAAAAUCAAGAAAACGUUUACGUGAUCAAAAAAACUGGAAACGUGAAAUAGCGAAAACAAAAAAGAUUAGCGGGAGAAAGGUAAGGAAGCAGAAAGAUGGUAUUUUAUAUUAUAAAACCAGUUUCCAUGACGAAGAGUUCUCUGAGAUCAAUCUUAAAAAGAAUACUAGACAAAACCUUAUAUUGUCAAACUCCCUGCCACAGGCUCAUGAAAACAUUCGUCCUAUCAGUAUUGCGAAAUACAAAGAUUUGGUGACGUUAACUCAAUGGAUUGCCGAUCCAGAACUAAAAAAAGUUUUACAUUGA
This is a messenger RNA of Parnassius apollo (apollo), 765 nucleotides long. Lineage: Eukaryota; Metazoa; Arthropoda; Insecta; Lepidoptera; Papilionidae. The record is from the annotation of a GenBank genome assembly.